CCAACCCGAUAUAUAUAUAUAGAGAGAGAGAGAGAGAGAGAGAGAGAGUCAAUAGCAGCGCUUCCACCUCCCUCCCACUUCUCAACCCAAACCCACCGCCAUCUCCCAAAUCUCCGCCUCAGAUCUGUUUCCUAGUGGUGUUUGGAGUGGUAAUUGGCUGUUCUUUUUCCCGAGCUGUUGUGGAUAUCCUUUCUUGUCAUAAGAUGUACUUCUGGUCAUCAUCAUACCAAAUGCAGGUUGAGUUGUGUUUAUGGAUGCCAAGAAAUUUAUGCAGUUGGUCGAGGAAAAGAAAAAGAGAGUUUUGGCCAAGCAAGAAGCACCCCUAAAAUGGGAACAAAAGCUCGAAGCUGCCGCAAAGGCCAAAGCCGAUGCCGAAGCCAAGGCUAACAAGGCAAAGGCUGCCAAGCACAAGAGGAGAUCAGUGUCUGUAUCGGACACUGGCACAGAGAGCGAAAAUUCCGAUGAUGGAAGAAAGAGGAGUAAGAAGUCUCACAAGAGGCAAAGAAAACACAAUCAUUCCGACUUGACUGAUCACGAAAAGAAAGAUAAGAAAUCGAGCCGGAAGGCAAAUAGACUACCCUCAGAUUCUGACUACAGCAGUGAUGGAUAUGACAGUGAUUCGGAGGAGAGGAGGAAGAAACAUAGUCGCAAGAAACACAGGCAUGGCUCGAUCUCCGAUUCAAGUUCUUCCGACGACUCCAGAAGGCUUCGUACAAAACACCACAAACACAAGCAAAAGCCAAAAAGAUCUUCUGAUUCUGAUGACAACCGCGAUGGUUAUUACAGUGAUUUGGAAGAAAAGAAGAAGAAUCACAGCCGCCGUAAGAAACAUAGACAUGGUUCUUUCUCGGAUUCCAGUGCUUCAGACUCUUCGAGCGAUGAAAAUGACAACGGGUUCAGGAGGAAUCAUUCUAAGCAUCACAGACACCUUCGCCGUUGUAGCCAUUCGGAGUCUUCUAACGAUGAUGACGACAAUGGUGUCAAGAAAAGGAGCAAGUCGAGACGGCAUAAGCAUCACAAGCAUUCGAAUCUAAGCUCUGCAGAUUCUUCAAGUGAUGAAGGAUACAAAAAAAGUCAUCAUCACUCGAAACCCCACAAGAAGCAUCAUCGAUCGAAACACAAGCGUAACAGCCGUGACACUCCAGAUUCUGAUGGAUCAAAGCACAGGCAGAGGACAGGCAGAUGUAAGGUGAGCUCAAGUGAUGUUAAUGGUGGAAAUCAGGCGCCGGAGGUGGUAAAUCGCAAUGAUGAACGCCGGGAAAAUGGUUCCAAGGAGACGGAUAUGAAUGGUUGUGAGGAUUGACUGGAUCAAAGUACUUGAAGAUUUUAUAUGACCUCCUCGAUGACCGGUAUGUUUACUCGACAUUGCAAGCUCUAAUGUUUUUUGUUUUAGCUGCGGAUCGAAACUAUGUGGUAGUGUGUGUGUCUGACUUAAUUUAAAUUCGAAGCUCGUUGCCAUUUGUGACUUGAUAUGUGUGUGAUCAUCGAUGAUCUUGUUCUGUUGGACUGAUGACUGACUGAUGAUUUUAUUAUUCUGAUUUAGCUCUA
Messenger RNA from Andrographis paniculata, 1548 nucleotides. RefSeq lists its product as uncharacterized. Lineage: Eukaryota; Viridiplantae; Streptophyta; Magnoliopsida; Lamiales; Acanthaceae. The record is from RefSeq and is a predicted model, not a curated record. The transcript has 3 exons. Bases 251 to 1303 code for a protein of 350 amino acids.